This is a messenger RNA of Lemur catta (Ring-tailed lemur), 670 nucleotides long. Its product is annotated as C-C motif chemokine 15-like. Lineage: Eukaryota; Metazoa; Chordata; Mammalia; Primates; Lemuridae. The record is from RefSeq and is a predicted model, not a curated record. The transcript is spliced from 4 exons. Gene Ontology annotation, molecular function: chemokine activity; CCR chemokine receptor binding. Gene Ontology annotation, biological process: lymphocyte chemotaxis; neutrophil chemotaxis; inflammatory response. Bases 146 to 520 code for a protein of 124 amino acids. Gene Ontology annotation, cellular component: extracellular region.
GAAAUAGCUUGUUAACUAUUAUAUAGCCGAAGAACAGCAUUCUGACCUCUCCCCUGUGACUUCCUGGUCUUAUAAAUACAAGGGCAGAGCUGGGGUCCUGUGAGCCCAGGAGUCCUCAGGCCAGCUCUGACUGCCCACCGGGAGGAUGAAGGUUUCCGGGGCUGCCCUUGCCUUCCUCAUCCUCGCUGCUGCCCUUGGAUCCCAGGCCCGCGUCAUACAUGAUACAGAGACAAGAGAAUUCAUGAUGGAAAAUCUUCAGCUUGAAUCUUCAGUAAUGAAUCAUGGCUUUGCACUUCCUGCUGACUGCUGCUUCUCCUACACCCCAAGAAGCAUCCGGUGUUCAGUCAUGAGAGAUUAUUUUGUAACCAGCAGUGCGUGCUCCCAGCCGGGAGUCAUCUUCCACACCAAGAAGGGACAACUUGUCUGUGCCCACCCCAAUGGUGGAGGAGUUCAAGAUUGCAUGAGAAAACUGAAGUCCUACUCUGUGUCCACAGGCCCAGGAAUAAUGACAGUUUCUUGAGGAAAAGGGACAAAAAGGGCCAGCUACCCCAUCUCCAACUCUCUUGCCCCAACACUUCCUGUGAGUUUCUUGGCUUGAAUUACUUUAAAAAAGUAUUGUUCUGUUUUCAUUGUAAAAGUAAUACAUCUAAUAAAGAAUAUUCAAUUUUAA